CUCACCUUCGAAACCAUAUAACUCUUUAGAGUAUCUAUAUAAGAAGUAGAUAAGAGAUUCCUUCUUGCCUUUUCCUUUCUUAUGUUUGACAUUAAAGGAAAGUAAACUACAGAAUUAAAACAAGGACAUCAAAUCGCUCAACUCUUCUUCCUUCCCCUCCUCCAUAGUUGUUCUAUUCAUCCACUAUGGCUUCAAGCUCCAACAAAGAAGAAGACAUGGCUAUCGACUCCUCGAACCUGUCCAUCUGCGUUGAGAGGAAGCCCUCGGAGUCGCGUUUAGCUGAGCUCGGCAUCAAGUCUUGGCCAAAAUGGGGUUGUCCUCCAGGCAAGUUUCCUCUCAAGUUUGAUGCGAAGGAGACAUGUUAUCUUCUAAAGGGGAAAGUAAAGGCCUACAUCAAAGGAUCCUCUGAGUUUGUGGAGUUCGGAUCUGGAGAUCUUGUGUUCUUUCCCAAGGGCUUAAGUUGUACAUGGGAUGUUUCUGUUGCUGUCGACAAGCACUAUAAGUUUGAUUCUGCAUAGCUUUCUUCUCCUUCAAUUACUCUUCUUCUACUUCUUUUUCCUCUUCUUCUUCUUCUUAUUUCAUGGCUUUUGUAUUUCUUCUUUAUGGAAUGGAGUGAAUAUUGUUCUUUGUUUUUCUUCUCCCUCUUUGGCUCUAGAAAUCUCUUUGCCAUUAAUAAAUUACCUUUCACGGGUUGCGGCUGUAAAUGUAUUAAAUAAGGAGGCGUUCUGGUUUGGAAA
This is a messenger RNA of Dendrobium catenatum, 737 nucleotides long. RefSeq lists its product as uncharacterized. The transcript is spliced from 2 exons. Lineage: Eukaryota; Viridiplantae; Streptophyta; Magnoliopsida; Asparagales; Orchidaceae. The record is from RefSeq and is a predicted model, not a curated record. The coding region runs from base 186 to 518 and encodes 110 amino acids.